AUGAUAGACGAGAUGAUCAUUGCAAAAAAGUUUAGCGCCGAGAUUUUGGACAAGGCCGAGAAGUUGAAAUUGGCCAUCCCCACCGUACCAGAAAAACUCGACUCCCCCUUCUUCUUCGCCAGAUUCUUAAACGCCAAUAACGGAGAUGUCGAGAAGACGCGUCAGAAGAUUCUGCAGCUCUUCGAGCACCGGAAGCUAAUGGGUUAUGACAAAAUCAGUGAUCUCGAUAUAUUUACGACAGUUGACAUUGGCAGAGAGUGUUUUGAGCGCUUCCACAUCUCUCAACUCAACUAUGAAGUCACGUCUCGAAACUUGCACGUUUUCGUCCAGCGAAUGGAUGGGAUGGAUAUAAAAGAGAUUCUGAAAAUUAUGCCGUUAAGCUACGUGCUCCAUUCGUAUUUCAUGCUCCAAGAGAACUUCUCGAGAGCUAUGGCACAUACGGAACGGAAGACCGGGAAGACGUCGUCCGUAGUGUGUAUUCUGGAUUUGAAGGGGCUGAAUUUGAUGGAUUUUAUGAAUCCGUUGUCAGGACCGGCGCAGUUGGCUAGGCUUGUUGUGCAGAUUUGGGCAGAGUAUUUUAGUGAGCAUCUCUGCAAACUGCUGCUAAUCAACCCACCCGGUAUCAUCUCGGUCAUGUGGCAAGUCACAAAACGUCUUGUCGAUUCCAAUACAGCCGAGAAGCUCGCCUUUCUAAACAACGUGGAGGACCUGAAAAAGUAUCUCGAGCCGGACUCGAUUCCAGUCGAAUAUGGAGGCACCUAUCGUGACGAUACGGGUUAUGCGGAUCCGCCAGAAGGAGCAUGUAAACCACCAAAGAAAAUCACGAAAGAAGAGUACAAGGCUCAGGAGUACAUAUGGAAUGAGAACGGGAUGUUGAAGGCGCCGAAGGGCGAGAGCUUCUCGGUGAAGGCGUUUAAGACAGUGGAAUACUCGGUUAAAACAACAACGCCGGGAAAACUAGUUUGGAGUUACACGGCCAGCGGCGACAUCGACUUUGAAAUAGUCCGCCGCGACGCUGGAAAGGAGAUUGCAAUCUGGCCAAAGAUUACUGUCACAAGUCUCAAGCUACCAGAAUACGGGGAGAGAUGUGUGACACCUGGAGAGUACACACUGAAAUUCACGAACCCAUCGAACACGUGGUUCCCAGUGAAAAUCAAUUGUGCAGCGGAGAUUUUGAAUGUGUGA
This is a messenger RNA of Caenorhabditis remanei, 1185 nucleotides long. RefSeq lists its product as uncharacterized. Bases 1 to 1185 code for a protein of 394 amino acids. Gene Ontology annotation, cellular component: cytoplasm. The transcript has 6 exons. Lineage: Eukaryota; Metazoa; Nematoda; Chromadorea; Rhabditida; Rhabditidae. The record is from RefSeq and is a predicted model, not a curated record.